CCGCCGCGCUGACGCCGCGCAACUCCGCAGUCCGGGCCUGGGUGGGAGCGCGGCACGAAAACCCGCACCCACGCCCCUGCCCGCGUGGACACCCAGGCCAAGGGAUUCCCCCCGCCCCCACGACCCCGACGGAAGAGUUCCCGCCGCGGGCCUUCGGAAGAGAGCUAGCUGGGCGGGCCGGCGCCUCCAGGCCACCAGAUGUUUGCCGUCCAGCCAGGGGUUGCUGAGGGGGCUCAGUUCCUGGGGGGCCCGCCUCCUGCAGUAUGUCCGCCCGAGCUUCAAGCAGACAGUAACUCCAACUUCAUGGCGAGUGCCAAGGAUGCCAAUGAGAAUUGGCACGAGAUGCCAGGCCAAGUGGAGCCCAAAGUGAUGAGGAGCUCCUCCAGGUUGCCCUCUGACAACCAGGGCUUCCAGGUUCCUGGACUCCCUGAAGGGGAGGUCCGAUGCCCACCGGAGGGGGCAGAGAUCCCCAGAGCUGGGCCUGAGAAGAUGGGCGGUGCCGGCACAGUCUGCUCCCCGCUAGAGGACAAUGGCUAUGCCAGCAGCUCCCUGAGCAUUGACAGCUCUAGCUGCAGUCCUGAGCCUGCCUGUGGGACCCCACUGGGCCCUGGCCCUCCAGAUCCCCUUCUGCCCUCGGUGGCCCAGGCUGUGCAGCAGCUGCAGGCUCAAGAGCGCUACAAAGAGCAGGAGAAGGAGAAGCACCAUGUGCAUUUGGUGAUGUACCGUCGCCUGGCCCUGCUCCAGUGGAUCCGGGGCCUGCAGCACCAGUUGGUUGACCAGCAGACCCGUCUGCAGGAGAGCUUCGACACCAUUCUAGACAACAGGAAGGAGCUUAUCCGCUGUCUCCAUCAGAGGGCAGCACCAUCCAGGCCCCAGGACCAGGGCUAAGGGGGUUCCUGUAUAGGGGUGCAAGAGUAUAUGUAUAUAUUUGCAGGCAUGUGUGUAAUUGUGCACAAGCAAGUACGGGUUAUUUGCUGGCAUGAGUGCCGGAAGCAUAAACAAGUGUGUCAGUGCUAACAUUUAGGCAGAUGUGCCCAGAGAUGUGUGAAUCAGCACCUGGGCCUCAGCGCGUGUGCUGUAUGGACACACAAGCUAACUUUUGUGCAGGCCUACGCGUGAGUAUGUACAUAUGUGUAUGUAUAGUAUGUAUGUGAGAGGGAGUAAAUUUGUAUGCCUGUGUGGAAGGGUACCCCCACAGUGUGUGAAUAUGUGCAUGAGUGAAGAUAUAUAUACAAAAGAUGUGUGUUUACAUAUGAGUGAGUUCGAGUAUACAGAUUUGUGGUGGGUGUUUGUGAGUGAGCCCUUGUGUGCGCAGGCCUAUGUGUAGGGGUCCAUGUGUAAAAGGUGCAGGCAUGGGAGAACUAUAUUCGGAACGUGUAUUUUCAGGCUGACUCACAAGUAGGUGUGCAAAUAUAUGUUCAUUGCAUAUGUAGGAUGUCCAUCCACGCCCUGUGUUACCCAUGGCCUACAGUAGCCUUUUUUCUCCGCAGGGUCCUAAUGCUCCCUUUGGAGAGGGCUAGCCUGCUCUGAUUUAUCCCAAGGCUGUGGCUGAUCCAUUCUCUUGGGAUUGCUCAGGCCACCUCUCCUUAUCCCUCCCCUUUACUUCCCCCAGGCCUUGCUCUGCUAAGGCUAUUGUCCCUGAUGGUGGAUAUGCUGAGGGAAGUUAGGUGGCUGCUCUGGCCUGCCAUGGCUUUUUGGCUGCAGUUUUGUCAGGGCAGUUGGUAGGAACUUGAUGUCAGGGAAGGGAGCUGGGAUGGUUGACUGAGGCCAUGGCAGGGAUGGGGGCAGGAUCAGAGAAGCUAGGGCACUGUCCCUUUUGAACUCGGUCUUGGGGCACACGGGAGAUGGGGAUGAGGGAGAUGACAAUGGCAGAACCCUGUGAAGACCAGGAGAAUGGGAAUUCUAAAAUACCAGUUCCAAACAAAUCGUACCUCACCACUGCAAAGGAACUGUUGCAAACCAUGCCGACAUAAGCGUCUGAUGAAAAGGAAUCUGUGUUAAUAUAAUGUCAUAUGUCAAUUAUACUUCAAUAAAAGAAAAAAGAAAAGGAA
Molecule: messenger RNA, 2051 nt
Organism: Phacochoerus africanus (Common warthog)
Lineage: Eukaryota; Metazoa; Chordata; Mammalia; Artiodactyla; Suidae
Gene: C8H1orf216
Product: chromosome 8 C1orf216 homolog
Exons: 2
Coding region: 199-888 (229 amino acids)
Source: RefSeq, a predicted model, not a curated record